AUGCCAGUGUAUCUUUAUCCCUUCUUGAACACCAUGAGCAAUGAAAAGAGCUAUGAAUGUCUAAGGAUUACCAGCUUAGGUGUGAUCGGGUCCCUAGCAAAGGUAGAGGAUCCAGAAGUGAUAGAGUACCUGCUUUCUACUCAAAUAUUUCCCAGUUGCCUACGCUGCAUGCAGGUGUCCACAUUUAUAAUUUACAGAAUCUUACAAAGUGAAAAAGGGUUCAAGUACUGUUUCAUUCUUGCUGAACGAUAUCUCUCAGUAUCCCAAUGUUUGGGGAAAUUGGUUGAAAACCUUAGUGAAGAUGAUGCAGAAAAUAUGACUUGCCUCAUCAGAAACAUCAUCGGAUGUUACCUCAGGCUCUCCGAAAACGAAAGGACAAGGCCACAAUUGUCAAGCUACGUUCCAUGGAAGUUGUUAGAUCGCAAAUAUGCUAACAUCGUUCGGAGUGAUCCAAAGGCCCUUGCUAACCUACGACAAUUGGUUUUCAAUUUAAGGACCAGCAAGAGUUGUACAAACCCACUGUUCCGAAGAGCCACCGACUAG
Molecule: messenger RNA, 543 nt
Organism: Gossypium arboreum
Lineage: Eukaryota; Viridiplantae; Streptophyta; Magnoliopsida; Malvales; Malvaceae
Exons: 5
Coding region: 1-543 (180 amino acids)
Biological process (GO): mRNA catabolic process; negative regulation of translation
Cellular component (GO): P-body; CCR4-NOT complex; CCR4-NOT core complex
Source: RefSeq, a predicted model, not a curated record